GGUAGUGUUACGAAUCAUUAUUGGUUGUUUAUGUUAUGUUGACCAUUUUGUCAUUAGUGGACUAAAUGUUUUUGUAAUCUAGAAAUUUAUUGUCAUUUUCAAAUAUAUAUAAUUUAUGAGUCACAAAUCCAUAAACCAUCAGCGGUCAACUAAAGUGUCUUUCUAAUGCUACUCUCCAGAGAAGAAUUUCAUUUUUUGUGAAGAUUUUAAUUUAAUAUUAGCUCAUCUCCAAACUUACUCUAUGUUUCUCUGUCCAGAGAACGUUCCUGCUUUGUUAUCGCGAUUGAAGUUGCGAGCGGAGUUAGUUCAACGCUGACAUAGGACUACAAUAUAUUUGUAUUGUAUUAAGUUGAAUGACUAUGUAUGUGGGGUGUCUUUUAUGAAGCUUUCUAUCUAGACUUUAUUGUGCUUAUUUUCUAGGAGUGUAAAUAAAUCAAACUCCUGAGAUCAUGAAUUUUGUGCUUAUGCCUAACGAAUAUGGUUCGUGUCGACGGCUGACAAUUAUUCACACUGGCUUAAAUCUUUGCUUAUCAUUUGAGUCUAGUAGUGCCUUUAUCUCAUGUUGGUUUUCUGAACAACGAAAUCCUCACAUCGUUAGUUUUUCUUACAAAGUAGUCCUGUGUCGGUCCAUUUAUGCUAUGUCUUUGCAACGCCAAAAGAUUUGAUAGUAUAAUUACAAACAGGAAAUGUUUGUAUCGUCUCUAUUGUUAAAUGAAAUCGAUGUCAUCAAUUUCUCCCAAUCUGUUCGUGUACGGCCGCUACUAGGCUUUUGUUUAAGGUUAAGACAUUUGUGUUUCUCACUAAAGGGUCGGUUUUCAACUCAUAUCAUCUGAAGGUUAAUAUAUCACAGCUAAUAAUACUCAUGUGACCCAUUCUUUCUGUUAGUGAUUUUCAAGUUAUUGCCGUAGCUUACUAUAAAUAUGUCAUAUUUCGACUAUUUUCAAAGAACAGCGUACGUUAUUGUAUUCUUACAAUUUGAUGCAUGUCCCAACAAUAUUUAUCUGAUGCUGUUUUAACUUAUUUAUUAUUUUUAAACGGUAUCAUCUUGUUUUGUCUUAACUGCAGUGAAAAGUUAUUUCAUUACACCACUUAGCAUAGACUAAUUGGAUUUUAUCUACCCAUGUCUUCAGAUCAUUGGUUCAUAAACGACAAGUAGAUAUAUUUUUGGUGCUGAUAAGUCUGUUCGUUAGUAAAUGUAUACUAAAUUCUUAACUUACUCUCGUCUCCGGCUAGUCCAUCAGCGUUAAAAGCAACUGAGAGUAUUAGAAUGCUGUACCGUUUCUUCCAUGAUUUUAACAUGCGUACAGAAAUUCGUAAGUAGAUGGUUACAUAUAAUUAACUCAAACGUCGUGAUGCAUUUAGAAAUAUGAAUUUCUCUUUGAUAAUCACUAUUGAGGGAUAGAUCGUUUGUCAGUUGAUUAACUUACUGACUUAUAUUGGGCAGGUGACAGUUCCGUUAAGUGGAAAUGCUGAUAGGAUGUAGUCUUUUGAUCGCCUUGACCAUCAAUUCAGUAUAUAUGAAAUACAUCCCUCUGGAUGUAUAAUUUUGUUUCAAAACUGGUCUACGUCAACAUCGAGUGAUAGAGAGUAAAGUAGUUGAGCGAAUCAACCAAUUCACUUAUCUUGGUAGCCUCAUAAACUGUUUUGUAUUAGUGUGUGGUAAAAUCCUAGCACGGAUCCAAAUGUUUUUAUCGGUCUUUACUGGCUUAAGUCACUUUUAGCAUAAGCGAGACUUGUUCGCCAACCGAAGGCAGAGUAUAAUACACUGCAGCUUGUUCAAUUCUACGAAAAAAUUGCAUCACCAUCUUUUUUCAUUUCCAUACUUCAUUUUUACUCCCCGUGAUGUUGAACAUCGUAGCGGCUUACGUGUUUACUUAAUUACUUCAGGUAUGGUUUCCUGUUUUUGUCACAACAAAGUUUGUUUAUGUAUAUUUGUACAGUAUACUACGGGUUUUUUUUCCUUUUUUGUACAUACUAUUCCUUUCCCUCUAGAUUGGACAGUAAAGUCAUGCAGUCAUUUAGGUGUAUACUCACGAAAGGGAUUCCAUUGCGAAUUGCCUAUCGAUAUCGAAGUUAUGGUAUCAGAUUAAAAAGUUUUGAUCCACCUUAUUUGUCUGUCAAACCACCUAUUCAUAUUUAUCAAAGUGUGCAGUUUGAUGUAAGAGGACAUGACUACGUGCAGCUAGAGAAGUUCACUUCAUACAUUCACAAGUUUUUCAUCAAUUGUGGUUAUGAAGUUGAAAAUUUUCCACUGCCUCCCAGCAAGAAGCUCUACCGACUGUAUCAUACUAAUUCGACAAAUAUCCGGUCAGAUUUCGAAAUAUCUGAAUUUCGAAGAAUAUAUAGAAUAUCGGGUGUGAGAGCUGUUCAGUUACCAAUAUUAUUAGAUCUGAUCUACCAGAAUUUAUCUUCAGGGAUUAACAUUCAUAUCGGAAAGACGGAUACUUCCUUAGAUGAAAAUCGUUUCGUUCCACAACUUGAAAAAGAAGCAUUGGAAAAGGAACUGUCGAAACUCAAAUUUUAA
This is a messenger RNA of Schistosoma intercalatum, 2524 nucleotides long. The record is from the annotation of a GenBank genome assembly. NCBI's taxonomy places the organism in Eukaryota, Metazoa, Platyhelminthes, Trematoda, Strigeidida, Schistosomatidae.